AACGUCACAUUCCGCCUCUUGCUCCCAGGAAAUGCUUCUGGUCCGCCGCCCCAUAGCUUCGCCAUGUCCACCGAAGUCUCCCAGUCUCUGGCUGCUGCAAUGGCCAGGCCGCAAAUCGGCAUCGACAGACUGCCCGCCCGCCGUGUCUCGACAGAGCCCCGCGAGGCCAUGAACUGCAAGAGUUGUCGAAAGCGAAAGAUCAAAUGCAACCGCACACGCCCAACUUGCGAGGCCUGUCAAGUCUUCAACUGCCCGUGUAUCUACGACGCCGUGCCCAAGAAGAGAGGCCCCAAGACCGACGUGCUCGAAGCCCUGCUGAAGCGUGUCGAUGGCCUGGAAAAGCGCCUGGUCUCCGAGGGAAAGAGCGAUGAUCUAGCCAACACGGCCUCGACCUCGACCUCGACCACCAAAACUGCCACCGCCGCCGCCGCCGCCAGCAACACCGCCACCGCUACUGCCACCAAAGAGAGCACGACCCCCGACUCCAAGUCCACAGACACGGCAGCCUCACAGCCGCCGCGCGACCACGCCCACGCCCACGCGCGCUCAAACUCGACGAGCCAUGGAUCGCAGCACCACCUGUCGCCCAUUGAGCCAAGUGUUCAAUCCCCGGCCUUGGCGCCGGAUCUACUCGUCGACACCUACUUUGCCAGAAUACACGGAAAGCCCUACUACAUCCUCGACGAGCCCACCACAAGACAGCGCCUGCAGGCCAAUCAGCUGCCCAGCCACUUAGCCUAUGCCAUUUACGCCGUGAGCGCCAGAUAUGCACCCCACUUCGGAGGAUACGGCUCUGCGGUGCGCAUCGGGCAAGAGUAUGCCCGCCGCGCCCGCCUGGAGCUCGAUGUUGAUGAGCCGUCCAUCGACGCCCUGCAGACGCUCAUGCUGCUUUCACAGGCAAGCUUCCAGCUUGGCAAGGGCAAGAAGGCUUUUAUGCUAUUGAACUCGGCCAUCAGUAUGGUCUUUGCGCUCGACCUUCACCGCGAACUGCCCGCCGGCAUCAAGGUCACACCUGCCGAGCGCGAGGGCCGACGCCGUCUCUUCUGGUCUUGCUACCUCAUGGAUCGCUUUGGUGCAGCUGGAUCCAAACGACCCUCUUUGAUCUCGGAUGAAUCCAUUGUUUUGCGCCUGCCCAGCUGGCAGCUACACCCGGGGGCCAUUUUGAUCGAAGGAGACUACUUUCCAAACGGAUGCAACCUGCAGUACAUGGGUGGUACUGGAAAAGGCGGCCAAGGAAGCAUGGGUAUGCUGAUUGGCAUAUCGCGAAUUCUCGGCAUAACCAAUCGCUACCUUGCGGCUGGCGGUGUCAAGGGAGACUCGCAUUUUCCUUGGCAUUCAUUAUCGAACCUAUCCAAGAUUCGCCAAGAACUCGACACAUGGGCCCUGGAGACGCAGGACACCUUCACAUCCAUCGAGGCUCUCUUUGGCCAGCCCGACAGCACCAUACUGGUCCUUAGCAAGCUGGUCUAUCACCUGAUACAUUGCCUCAUCUACCGGCCCUUUCUCCCCAUAGAUUUGGCAGAGCUGUCGGGGACGUCCCAGCAUCAGCCCUGGCAGAUUGAGGCCACCAACCUGUGUUUCCUCCACGCCAACGCAAUAGCCGAACUGGUCGAGAUUGGGAGAGCCUCGUCUAUCAUGGACUGGCCAGCAUUUGUCAGUUACUGUGUAUGCACCGCUGGCACCAUUCACGUGCAUGGUGCACAUUACCCUGGGCGCGAAGGCGAGGUAUUCUCCGUCAGUCCAGAAUUCCUAUCGCGUGAGAUGCAGCAGCUCUCCGAGCUUCGCUUCAUCUGGGCGGGCGCUCAACAUCAACGGGAUACGCUGCAAACAAUCUACGGAUGCCACACUGAGCUUGUCCAAUCGUUGGCUAGCAACCCAAUGCGAUACGCUCCAGUAUUCCAACUAGAAGACUUCUUCGACAGGUACCCAGGCCACAUUUUUGAUGGGUCACACAUUACGUUUAUGGACAUUGCGGUCGAGUCCAUCAACGAAGGCCUUGCGACAUUCAACAUUGAGCAACGCAACAACAUGUACAUGACGAGCGGUGUCAUUGGCAACCCUCAGGGCUACCCAAAGCAAACAGUGCCGUCGCAACCAACCACUUCAUCCACGAAACCGCUUGUCCAAUCACAACCUAUGCCUCCAACACCCAUCCUGGCCACGCAUUCGGCUACUGUACAUCGAUCUUCCGAGGCAGGAACUUCAGAGUCGCACCCAAGCCCUGGAGACACCAGAACCCUCGCUACCGACUCGAGCGUUCCUCCUUACACGCCACCGCUACCAAACACAUCGCUGAAUCCUCCCCACCCCAAUGGUGGUGGACUUGGUCUCCCUUUUUCGCCAAACUUCUCCUUUUCUCCCUUGCCGCAAUUUGCCAGCUUAGCGCCGUCACCGAUUGCUCGGCCAGCAAACCUCAACCACGGCCAGGAGCAUCAUGCGAUAAAUUUCGAUCCUGUACUCAGUGUGCCGCCACCCUACGACCAGCAGCCUACCCCUGGCGCUGGAAGCACGUCAGGUGCAUCGGCGCAUACGGAUCCCGACAGCAAGGAUCCAUUCUUAAGCCUGCUGGAACAGCUUGCAGAGAACGAGGUUAGCAGGGGCGGCCCGAGCGAGCUGGACUUCUUUCUGAGUGGUCAGAGCGGUUGA
Messenger RNA from Exserohilum turcica Et28A, 2646 nucleotides. RefSeq lists its product as uncharacterized. Bases 64 to 2646 code for a protein of 860 amino acids. The record is from RefSeq and is a predicted model, not a curated record. Lineage: Eukaryota; Fungi; Ascomycota; Dothideomycetes; Pleosporales; Pleosporaceae. Gene Ontology annotation, biological process: regulation of DNA-templated transcription; DNA-templated transcription. Gene Ontology annotation, molecular function: DNA-binding transcription factor activity, RNA polymerase II-specific; zinc ion binding; DNA binding. The transcript has 8 exons. Gene Ontology annotation, cellular component: nucleus.